This is a messenger RNA of Ornithodoros turicata, 2029 nucleotides long. Its product is annotated as sodium-dependent glucose transporter 1B-like. Bases 31 to 1416 code for a protein of 461 amino acids. NCBI's taxonomy places the organism in Eukaryota, Metazoa, Arthropoda, Arachnida, Ixodida, Argasidae. The transcript has 4 exons. Gene Ontology annotation, biological process: transmembrane transport. The record is from RefSeq and is a predicted model, not a curated record.
GCGACUUGCUCUCAGUGACAGGGAAGGAUCAUGUCUCCGAAGAAGCCGCUGGUGCUUGCAUUAGCGCACACGACUGCCCUCAAUUUGGGAUGCGCAGGACUGGGUUUCAUCCUGUCACUGACGGGAGUUGCCCUGCUGGACCUGCAGGAACUGUAUGACACCAGCAUCGGAGCGGUGUCCCAUCUGAUGACCAGCCGGUCUGUCGGAACCCUCGUAGGAUCUCUUGUUGGAGGUCACCUGUUCGACACCUGUAACAAACAAUUGCUGAUAACCCUCACUGUGGCGUUGAUGUCUGGCACCUUCGUGUUCCUGCCGUUAAGUGUGAACCUCUACUUGGCUUAUCUCGCCAGCUUCUUGAAUGGCGUCGGACUAGGUGCCUUUGACACAGGUGCCCAGGUCCUGCUCAUCAAAUUGUGGCCAGCCAAUCCAGGACCGGCACAGCAUAUCUACCACUUCUGCUUCGGCGUGGGAUCUCUGUUGGCUCCGUUACUCGCCCAGCCUUUCCUUUCUGUCGACGCUCACGACAGCGAACCACAUGCCACCUCCAACCAUUCGCUAUUCAGCACGCCGCCAACUGUGGACGACUUCCCAGUCACCAGCCGUUCUUCAGCAACUACACCGGAAUCCAGAAUUCACUAUGCCUUUCUCGCCGUCACCAUCUACCUUGCUGCGGUUGUCGUCUUUCUUGCUGUCCUCUACAUGGUUGAUAAGAGGAAGAACGAGGACACAGCGGUUCCUCAGACGAAUGACACAGACGCUGUUCAAUCAUCCGCCGCCAGUGACGUCCGGUUCUCAAGAAUUCUUAUAGGCCUAGCGGGAGCCUACAUAGCUGCCUACGUAACCAUGGAAUGCGCCUAUGGACACAUGUUGACGACCUUUGGUGUGAAGAGCGACCUGCACAUGCCGAAGUCCACCGCUGUGUACCUAACGGAAUUCUUCUUCGCAACGUUCACUGCGGCGAGAGUGCUUGCAGCACUGGUUUCCAUGAAGGUGUCUCCCUAUGGAAUGCUACUCGCGUCAAACGUGACAUUACUCUUUGCCUUCUGUGCGCUGUCGGUGUGGGGCGCAAAGUCUAUCACGGUACUGUGGGUUGGAACGGCCCUAUCUGGCCUGGGACAAGCGGCCAUCUACGGUGGUGUGGUCUCCUUCUGUGCUGACUACAUGGAAGUGACCAACAAGAUGAUGUCCGUGAUUAUAUUUACGGACGGCUUUGGCGCCAUGCUCGCACCAGUGCUAGUCGGAUCGUUCAUAGAAGGUUUCCCAAUGAUGUUGAUGUACUUGUGCUUGGCGUUGGCGACAGCGAUGAGUAUCAUCUUCAUUGUGCUGCACCUGCUCACUAGAAACCGGAACAAGCUUAAGGGUAGUUCAGAGACAGAAAACGGAAAUGACGCUGUUAAAGUGCAAACGAAUGACUAAUAUGGAUGACUACCGAGUUUGUAACGUGUCGGAUGGAGGACCCCCAGCUUUUGGAAACUGGAUUAGUGGAAAACGUCCUGACGGCUUAAUUUGCUUCUCUCCUUUUUUUUUUUUUUUUUGUUGCAUCCGAAACGUGUCUUGUAAAGUAUUAAGUAUUGAACUAUUUGUGUAAGGGACACUGAAUUUUUACCGAACAGCCCAUAAACUCGAAAUAACUUCUUCCUACACAGCGGUUCAUAGCUCCUGGCCCGCACUCAUACGCCUACCACACUGAAGAGGAGAUGUCUUCUUCGUUUAAAUUCUCUCUCGUGCGUUCCGAAGCAUCUCUUCUGUCAACUGCGAACGAAAAAAAAAUCGUAACAUGGUCUCUUUCAGUACAGUUCUGACUGUCCAAUUUAGUUGCGUUCCCGUUUGUGUGCCUUGUAUUGCACAAGAACUGCGCUCAAAAUAUCCACCCUCCUUUCAAGAGCAACGUAUAUCUGACGUUAAUGAGCUUUACACGGAACGAAAGCAUAUUAAUAACGCUUUCAAAUGAUGUAUUUUGCGAGGACAUAGCUAAUGCAUUAGAGGACAUACAGGGUGUUUCAAAAAACAUGUUAUUCGGGGUCAAAAA